UGAAGUUAGUUGGCAAACAGUUGUGUCAUGGCAUUGAGUGACACUUGAAACGAAGGAGAAAAAGAGAAAAACGAGUGAAUUCCUCUUUGGUAUCAUCGCCAUUGCUGUAUUUCUCCUUCGACUGAGAAUUCCUCCUCAUUCACAUCUAGACACAUUUGGUGUAUAGACAGAGGAUUUGAUGGCUGCCAUGCUGCAAUCUGUUAGAGUGGCAUCGGCCUCAUUUCACUUGCCGGAUCCCAGUAAAUUGCCGGUCUUCUCUGUUUGCACUCUCCCAGUUAUUAGAUCUGAGAGAAGCUCAAGUUUGGAUCCGAUUCAUGGAACUCGCAGGACACGAAAGGUCAUUACCAAAGCGGUCGCGGCACCGGCUGAAAAUUCUGCCACAGCUGCUUCAAAGCCAGGACAUGAACUGUUGCUAUUUGAAGCGCUAAGAGAAGGACUAGAAGAAGAAAUGGACAGAGAUCCUCGAGUUUGUGUCGUGGGUGAAGAUGUGGGCCACUAUGGAGGUUCAUACAAGGUCACCAAGGGCCUAGCUCAGAAGUUCGGGGAUCUACGGGUGCUUGAUACCCCCAUUGCUGAGAAUUCUUUUACAGGCAUGGCUAUUGGGGCAGCCAUGACGGGUCUAAGACCAGUUGUUGAAGGCAUGAACAUGGGAUUUCUUCUACUGGCAUUCAACCAAAUAUCUGACAACUGUGGUAUGUUACACUACACCUCAGGUGGCCAGUUCACAAUUCCAACAGUGAUCCGAGGACCAGGAGGAGUUGGACGCCAACUGGGGGCAGAGCAUUCACAGAGGCUUGAGUCCUAUUUUCAGUCAAUUCCUGGAAUACAGAUGGUUGCCUGUUCAACCCCAUACAACGCUAAGGGUCUUAUGAAAGCUGCCAUCCGCAGUGAGAACCCAGUGGUGCUUUUCGAGCACGUGCUUCUUUACAACCUCAAGGAGAGAAUUCCUGAUGAAGAAUAUGUAUUAUCACUGGAAGAGGCAGAGAUGGUGAGGCCUGGCGAGCAUGUUACAAUCUUAACAUAUUCUCGGAUGAGAUACCAUGUCAUGCAGGCUGCCAAGACCCUAGUCAACAAAGGUUAUGAUCCCGAAGUUAUUGACAUUCGGUCUUUGAAACCUUUUGAUCUUUACACCAUUGGGAAUUCUGUGAAGAAAACACACCGGGUGCUUAUCGUUGAGGAAUGCAUGCGAACAGGGGGUAUUGGGGCCAGCCUUACGGCAGCAAUAAAUGAGAAUUUCCAUGAUUAUUUGGACGCUCCAAUUGUUUGCCUCUCCUCACAGGAUGUGCCUACUCCUUAUGCUGGGACAUUGGAAGAAUGGACAGUUGUUCAACCUGCACAGAUUGUAGCUGCUGUUGAACAGCUCUGCCAAUAGCUUCCCAGCAGUAGUGGGAGAUCAAGGUCAAGGUCUAGUUUGAAUCCUCACUUCUUUCCUUUUUGCUACUGUUUCAGCCAUAUUGUUUUGUAUCAGAAUCAUGUUGUAUUUGUGCUUUUGAAUCUUCUUGGAUCUAUGGUUUUACCAAGUCAUUAUUAAUUGGAGAAUUGAGUUAGUUAAAA
Sesamum indicum (sesame) is the source of this 1554-nucleotide messenger RNA. Its product is annotated as pyruvate dehydrogenase E1 component subunit beta-3, chloroplastic. NCBI's taxonomy places the organism in Eukaryota, Viridiplantae, Streptophyta, Magnoliopsida, Lamiales, Pedaliaceae. The record is from RefSeq and is a predicted model, not a curated record.